Paramecium octaurelia is the source of this 619-nucleotide messenger RNA. The record is from the annotation of a GenBank genome assembly. NCBI's taxonomy places the organism in Eukaryota, Ciliophora, Oligohymenophorea, Peniculida, Parameciidae.
AUGUUUUUCUCACCUUAAUUUUAAGAAUUUAUGGAAAACGAAAAAUCCAUCUAUUCCACUUUGUAAAAACAUCUUGAUAUAAUAUUAGUACACUAAUUUACUUAAAUAGGCUAAUUAAUUAGAUUUCACUUAUCAUUCUGUGUUUCAACUAUUUUGCCAUAUAUCCAUUUUACACAAUACUCAAGCAAGUGUCUUUUAGGCUCUCAUGAAAAUGAUUGGUAGUUUGGUUGAAUAAAAUAAAUAGACAACAAUAAGUGAAGUACUUCUUCUUGAAAACCAACCAAAAUCAACCAAGAUUUUAUAACCAAAUUUUUUUGAAUUAUUUGAGGACAAAUAAACUCAAGCAUCCAAAAUAUAAAAACCUUUGAACGCAAGUGAAGAAAACAAAAAAAUUUCAAUCUAAACAGAAAUUGAACUUCCAAAAGAAAAAGUGUUUAGAGAAACUGUUAAGAACAGAAAGGAAAGACAAUAAAUGAAUGCUCAUGAAUGUGAAGAAUGUGAACAAUUUUAUAAAGCUUUGCCGAAUUCGAAUUAAGCAGAAAAAUUAAAACAGGAUUUUUCAAGGCAUAGGAUUAAUCAUAAGUUAAAUCAAGAAAAAUUACUAUUAACUCCAGAAUGA